Messenger RNA from Loa loa (African eye worm), 233 nucleotides. RefSeq lists its product as hypothetical. Lineage: Eukaryota; Metazoa; Nematoda; Chromadorea; Rhabditida; Onchocercidae. The transcript has 2 exons. The record is from RefSeq and is a predicted model, not a curated record. The annotation marks the transcript as partial.
AUGGAAUGUAUCCUGGAUAAAAAUGGUUAUUUAAAAUUUGCAUUUACAGCAUGUGUACCAAAAAAAGGUGAACGAUAUAAAAUUGGUGAAACAUGGGAGGAUAAAAAGCAUAUGUAUUGGUUUGAAUGUAAAGAAGAUGGACCAUAUUUGAGGGUUGAAAUUGGUGGUUGCAUAACUCAUGAUAAAAAACGUCGUAUUGCAAUCAAUGAAGUAUAUGAUUUUGGCGAAUACAC